Nematostella vectensis (starlet sea anemone) is the source of this 726-nucleotide messenger RNA. Its product is annotated as platelet glycoprotein Ib alpha chain. Bases 1 to 726 code for a protein of 241 amino acids. The transcript is spliced from 2 exons. Lineage: Eukaryota; Metazoa; Cnidaria; Anthozoa; Actiniaria; Edwardsiidae. The record is from RefSeq and is a predicted model, not a curated record.
AUGGAGUACCACAGAAGCACUACCCCCUGCCCUACUAACAGUGAUGCUAUGGAGUACCACAGAAGCACUACCCCCUGCCCUACUAACAGUGAUCGCAUGGAGUACCACAGAAGCACUACCCCCUGCCCUACUAACAGUGAUCGUAUGGAGUACCACAGAAACACUACCCCCUGCCCUACUAACAGUGAUCCUAUGGAGUACCACAGAAGCACUACCCCCUGCCCUACUAACAGUGAUCUGAUCGUAUGGAGUACCACAGAAGCACUACCCCCUGCCCUACUAACAGUGAUCGUAUGGAGUACCACAGAAGCACUACCCCCUGCCCUACUAACAGUGAUCGUAUGGAGUACCACAGAAGCACUACCCCCUGCCCUACUAGCAGUGAUCGUAUGGAGUACCACAGAAACACUACCCCCUGCCCUACUAACAGUGAUCCUAUGGAGUACCACAGAAGCACUACCCCCUGCCCUACUAGCAAGUGAUCCUAUGGAGUACCACAGAAACACUACCCCCUGCCCUACUAACAGUGAUCCUAUGGAGUACCACAGAAGCACUACCCCCUGCCCUACUAACAGUGAUCCUAUGGAGUACCACAGAAACACUACCCCCUGCCCUACUAACAGUGAUCGUAUGGAGUACCACAGAAGCACUACCCCCUGCCCUACUAACAGUGAUCGUAUGGAGUACCACAGAAGCACUACCCCCUGCCCUACCCUGCCCUACUAG